Anolis sagrei ordinatus is the source of this 1155-nucleotide messenger RNA. Its product is annotated as protein NipSnap homolog 3B-like. The record is from RefSeq and is a predicted model, not a curated record. Gene Ontology annotation, cellular component: mitochondrion. NCBI's taxonomy places the organism in Eukaryota, Metazoa, Chordata, Lepidosauria, Squamata, Anolidae.
GUUUUUCCUUCCUGGGUGCCUCUCUCCCAAUCAGGACUCUGGAAGUGGUUAGUGCCCCAUAUUUGGCCUCCUCCAGAUCCGGAUCAGCGUCAUGUCGGGCUUCUUCUUUGCCCUCUGUCGCCGAGCUGGAUCCCUGCCCCGAAGGUGUGCUCAGACAAGCGUGCAUCAGGUUUGUUCAUCGUUUGCAACAGGCCCUAGGCAAGAUGUUGGGACUUUCUAUGAACUUCGCACUUACGAUAUCAAGCCGGCCAAAGCAAAGGAGUUCCUUGAAUUGGUCAGUAAAGCCAUUCACAUCCGUACGGUUCACUCGGAGAUGCUUGGAUUCUGGACAGCGGAGCUUGGGUCGAUGAAUAAGGCUUUUCAUAUUUGGAAAUAUGAUAACUUUGCUCACAGAGCAGCUGUGAGGAAAGCUGUAGUUAAUGAUAAAGAAUGGCAGGAAAAAUUGUCCACGAUUCUUCAAUGCCUCCAUAAACAGCACAUGGAAAUCGCUUAUUUGGUUCCCUGGUGUCAACUUGGGGUCCCCCCACAACCCGGGGUUUAUGAGUUGGUAACUUAUCAGCUGAAACCAGGAGGGCCGGCUUUGUGGGGGAAAUCUUUCAAAACGGCAAUUGAUGCGCACAGCAGUAGAGGCUAUGCUAAGCUGAUUGGUGUCUUUCACACAGAAUAUGGAUUACUUAAUACAGUGAAUGUGCUUUGGUGGUUUGAGAACCCGGACAGCCGUGCCGCUGGGAGGCAUAUUGCCCAUGAAGAUGCCAGGGUUGUAGCAGCUGUACGGGAAAAUGUUGAGUUCUUGACAUCUCAGCAAAACAUGCUUCUGAUUCCUACACCAUUUUCACCUUUGAAGUAGUUUCUGAUCAGAGGAAGGAUGGCAGUUUGAUUCUACCUUUUCAAAAGUUGCCUUAUACUGUGUCCAAAUCUUGAUUAUGGAAACAUAAACUUGAGGUGCAUCUAUGUUGUUGGAUCAAUCGAGUUUGAAACUUUAAACGACCAUGGCUCAAGCAUAGCGAAUCCUGGGAGUUACAAGGUCUUUAUCUUCUCUGUCAAAAAAUGUCUCGUCAAUGUAUUGUCGAAGGCUUUCAUGGCCGGAAUCACUGGGUUGUUGUAGGUUUUUUCGGGCUAUAUGGCCAUGGUCUAGAGGCAUUCUCUCCUGACGUU